Molecule: messenger RNA, 4614 nt
Organism: Caenorhabditis briggsae
Lineage: Eukaryota; Metazoa; Nematoda; Chromadorea; Rhabditida; Rhabditidae
Gene: Cbr-ceh-44
Product: Protein CBR-CEH-44
Exons: 16
Coding region: 1-4614 (1537 amino acids)
Biological process (GO): regulation of DNA-templated transcription; intra-Golgi vesicle-mediated transport
Cellular component (GO): Golgi membrane
Molecular function (GO): DNA-binding transcription factor activity, RNA polymerase II-specific; DNA binding
Source: RefSeq, a predicted model, not a curated record
AUGCCUUAUGUUUGCUGUGUUUCUCUAAUGUGUCGUAUACUAUUUAUAGGUGCCAGACAUAUGGAAGCAGUCACAAAAGCAUGGGAUACGGUAGAUUGGGAAAGACUCCAGGCUAGAGUUGAAGCUGAAGUAGCAGCUCUUGGUGUUCGCCAAGAUGACAGUGAUGCAAGAAAGGAACGGCUUGUGGGAGAGAGCAAUGCCUACAAAGAUAGAACCAACAAGGAGAAUCGAAAAUUGGCUAUCCCAUUAAUCAAAGCCUUCCAAAACGAGUUUGAAGGAUUGCUCGCUAGAAGUUCGGCUGCUGAAUCAGCACUUAUUGACAUCUGUAGAUCAAUCAUCAAUCUGCCAGAUCCAAAAUCAUUGCUCAAAAGUGCGGAAGCUUGGAAAAGCGACGCCGAGAAAACACAAAAAGCGGUGGAGGAGCGAGAAGAUCUCAAGCGUCAAUUAUUGAAAGCGAACAACGAACUCGAGGAUUUUCGUGGAAAGGAUGUCAAAGUCCGAAAGUUGAAGGAUAAGCUAGCGAAAUUGGAAUCUGAGCAGGAUACUUUCAUCGAAAACGCAGUGAGCGAAGUGGAAAAGAAGGCGGAGCUUGAAUUGAACUCUCGUCUAGCGGAACUCACUGAAGAACGGGAUAAAAUGAAAGAACAGCAUGAUAUUCUGGAGAAAAACUUAAACACUAUUGAAUCUAAAAACAAGGAAAUGCAAAGAAAAUUGGAGAUCGCCAAGAUGACUGUAGAACAGAAAGAUGGAUUAGAGAAUGAGCAACUGUCAAUUGCAAUGAAAGAUCUGACGGAUGCCAACCACAAAAUUGUGUUCCUUGAAGAGCGUAUAUUACAACUGGAAACAGAAGCCGAAAAGGUGAAUGAAAGCAAAAAAGCCGGAAACAUUGAAGAUAUUGCCGCUCUUGGAAGUGUACUCAUUCAAAAAGACGAAGCUAUUCAACAGCUGACUAAUGAUGUGAAGCGGCUCGAAUCGGCUCACGCUGACGACGUUGCUAAAUGGAAAUCAGCUCUUUCGGCUAUGGAGAAAAAUAAUCAAGCGUUGAUUGCUGAGUUGAAUGAGUUGAAGAGCACACUAGAUGGCCGUAACGACUACGAGGCUAUCAAGAACGAGCUGAGACUUCUUCGUGAAAUCGAGUUUGGAGCAGCAGCUGAAGCAAAUUCUGAGUCCAUUGAGCGCUUGGGAGAAACGGUUGAGACACUCGAUCGAUUGCUGGCAGAGAAAAAUCGUCGGCUGCAAAAUGAAAAUGCGAGUCUUCGAGUGAAAGCAGAAACAUUCAAAGGUGACGAUGUCAUGAAAGCGAUUAUUUCUGGAAGUCAUUCUCGUGUUGUGGAUACAGUUGGUAAAAGAAUAGGAGCCGAAGAAGCAACCGCUUAUCGACAGAAAAACACGGAUGGAGAGUUACUAGCGAAAGUACGUGUAUUUUUGGUUGGGCAAAAUCGGAAUUUCGCUUUUCAGAUCAAUGAAGCUAAGCAGAGAAAAAUGGAAAAUGAUUUGAAGUUAGAAGAUCCAAAUAUCGAUGUUCUCACUUUUUUGAGAAAGCAAAAGGCUAAGGAAACUUUUAAGGAAAAGACAGUUGCGGUUACGGUCAUUCCAACACCAACACCUACACCGCCAAUUGCCAAACAAGUGACUCGCUUAGGAACUCAUACUAUCACAACAACUGCUCUCCCACCGCAAAGUCUUCUACAACGUCUGACGAAUAGUUCUGCUCUACCUAAAAAUGAUCUUCGAAUGGAUGAUGAUUUGAAACUUUCCACUGUUCUAAACUUGAAACGUUUCUCUUCUUCCGUUAAGCCAGUUGAAGUGAAAACAGCCGAGGAGCUAGAAGCAGAAAACGAAACUAUUGAAAAAAUGCAGAAACGAAUUCAAGUCAACAUUCAAACGCUCAAUGGAAAGGCCCUGAACACAACUGAGAUAGCGUCACAUUGUAAGAGGCUUAUGAUUGCUUAUAAUAUUGGACAACGGCUUUUUGCGAAAGUCGUAAUGAAUCAAGUUGUGAAGUCUCAAGGAUCAUUGUCUGAGCUACUCUCAAAGCCCCGACAUUGGAGCAAGUUGACCGACAAAGGUCGAGAGGCUUUCCGUCGGAUUUAUGGAUGGAUUAGUGACGACGAGGCGAUUGACCUGCUGUGCUCCCUUAGUCCUCGACGUGUCUGGCCAGCUGAUCAAACGGUUGAACACCCAAAAGCUGAAACACUUGUUGAUUUAACAAGUCCUUCAUCUCUAGAUGGAACUGAGGAAUCCAAAAGUCCACAACCUCAAUUCACAAUUAUCAAAGUUCAAACACCUCAACAAGCUCCUCCACCAGCUCCUGUACCAGAACCUGUGAUUGAACCUGUAGUGAACUUGAAAUCAUCUCCUGAAAUUAUGCACUUACGAACCACUCGCUGGAAACAUGAUGAUAUUUCUAAAGAGAAGAUUUUGAGCAUUCUGCAAACUGAACUCAAGAAAAUUGAAGAGGAAACUACUGAAAAAGUUGUGUCCCCCUCUAAACCUCCACCACCCGCAAGCAAUCGACGGAAUUCGGCAUCGAUUCCUUACGAAGCAACCACGCUUCCAGGAAAGACCCGACCGACAGCUGUGGAGCUAGUUCUGAAGCAACGAGUCGCGGCUGGAUUGGGACCACUCACUCAAGCUCAAUACGACAAAUAUUCCAGCUUGGAUACGGAGCAACUUGUUAGAACAAUCAAAGAAUUUUUGACGGUCAAUUCGAUUUCACAGCGUCAAUUCGGGGAGCAUGUCCUCGGACUCAGUCAAGGAAGUGUUUCUGAUCUACUUGCGAGACCGAAAACCUGGACGCAGCUGACACAGAAAGGACGUGAGCCCUUCAUAAGAAUGCAAUUAUUCAUGGACGACGUGGAAGAAGCAGCGGAAGACGAUGAUGAUAAACAGCCUAAAAUCAGCGUCUGUGAAGAAGACAGUGAUCUCGCGAAGACUUUGGCAACGUUGUUGGGAACAGUGACACAAGAAGGAGAGAAUGGAAGUUCGGUCGGUGAAGAUGUACACCGGGAGAAAACACCCGAUUUCGAAACGAUCACCGAGAUACCAAGCUCGAGCGAACGUGGGAAGUUGGUAAAAUACAUCGAUGCUUCGACAGGAGAAGAAAUUUUGGAUUCGCAAAAAAUUGUUUCUCGUGUAAAAGAAGUCCUGGAAGAGCAUGGCAUAUCUCCAAGAGUUUUUGGGGACGAGUAUUUGAACUGUUCACCAACAAUGUGUGCUGAUCUGAUGAUUCGGACCAAACCAUUCCAAUUAUCUAGACCAACCGAGAAAGUGAUGUACUUCCGAAUGAGAAACUUCCUGAAUGAUCCAUCAUCGAUUCCGAAUCUUAUCAAAAAAGAAGAGGAAAAAGAUACAGUUCGAGACAAAUUCGAUUUUAUUGUCAAGGAGACUCCGAAGCCAGUGAAAAGGAAAGCUUCGUCAGAUUUAGAAGAUUAUGAUCCAUCUAAAAAAGCAUUCCAACGAACUGUCAUCACUGAUUACCAAAAAGACGUUCUCCGAUUCGUUUUUGUCAAUGAGCUUCAUCCAACCAAUGAAAUGAUUGAGCAAAUUGCUACAAAGUUGGAGAUGUCACUGAGAACUGUGCAAAAUUGGUUCCACAAUCACAGGACUCGAAGCAAAGCAAGAGAAAAGGAAGGAAAGAUCUACUCGGAUGCCCUUCCAAAUGGAAUCGCUGUUCGAAGUGACACGUGGAAAGAUGAUCUUCAGAAAAUGCUUGAUGAAGCUCCUGCCCUCAUGAAACAAUGGGCUCCAGACUACUAUCCACGAACAGGAUCUUCCGUGAAAAGUUCCACUUCGGUUGACUCCCCAACCAACAACAAUAACGGUGCGCCAAUCUUCCCCUUCGAUAAACCAGCUCCUACUUCAACUGUCACUGCCACCAGAAAACCAAAUUCUGGUGGACAACUGGAUAAGGCGUUGGCUCGAAUGAUUCGUCUCGCAGAAGGCCGUGAAGCUUUUAUAAUACUUUAUAUUUCAGUACGGUUCGAGGAACAGGAGGCUGAACUUGUUUCUUUCAAAGAAAAGUCAGAAAGGAAUGAUAGGCUGAUUGCACAACUUGAAAGUGACUUGGAAAGUGCCGUUCAGGAUAUGGGAAUAACCGAACGAAGGGGAACCACCGAUAUGUUAAAUGAUGCAAAUCCAACGAUAUCCGACGCUUCACUUGUUCCGAUUUUAACAUCACAAAGGAACCGUCUUCAUGAAAGAGUGACAGCACUGGAAGAAGCGGUGUCGUUGGAGAAGACCAAACAGCUUUCAGUGCAGAAUGAAGUGGAAAGAGUUCGAGAGGAGAAUAUCCGGUUGUGCGAACGAAUUCGUUUUCUGCAAGCUCCAAAUCGCCAAAGUUUGAAUAGUGUUGAAUCUGGUUUAGCAAAUGAAUCAACGAAUCGUAACAAGAGGCUUUCGAUGCAUGAUAACACGACACUCCACAUUAGCCGCGCAAUUCUCUCCACUCCAAGAAGUCGUACUGUAUUCUUCUCAUAUCUUCUCAUUCUGCAUGCUCUUAUUAUGCUUGUACUUUACAAGUUUGCAUUCGAUCAGUCCGUAGUUCGCGAUGCAGAGACGGAAUGCGAAUACAAAUUUCAUCAACACAUGAUGGACAAUCACAAAGAUGGAUAA